CAUGGAAACCUGUCCUGUAAACAAAACUAAUUUCAUUUUUAUGUCAAGUGAUAUAACACUAGCACUCUGAGCUUUUUUUGUUUGAAAAUUAUAAAUUACUGCCAAUCAUGUCUUACAGGGAUUUGAGGAAUUUCAGCGAAGCCAUGCGCGCCCUAGGCUUCCCCCGACCGAUCUCAUUGGAAAGCUUCCGCACUCCGAACUGGGAGAUGGUGGAGGAGUGCCUGCGAUGGCUCGCGGCCAGGGUGGAGCCAGACGCGGUGCUAGCUGGCGGCCGGGAGACUAUGGAGCAGAGGGUGGCGUUGGUUACCCAUGCUAUCUCCUUGUUUCAUUCAAGAGCGAAUCUCAAGCUGAACGGCAAGAAGAUGUAUGGAGCGGAUGGGUGGGCGGUGCGCGAGCUUCUCAAAGUGGCCACGCUGCUGCGCGCGGCGCUAGAGUCACCGCCGCCUGAUGAGCACCAAACUGAGACUGGAGCGUUGAACUAUGAUGUCAGCUCUAGGUUGGCAGAAAUCAAGCAGGCGCGUGCCUUAGCUACGGACAUAACAGCGCAAGGGGCCUUCUUGUACGAGCUGCUGGCGAAGGAAGCUGAGAACAAGGACCUGCGCGAGCAAGCCCUCGCCCGUCCUCUAGACAUGUCUGCCAUGGAGGCGUGUCUCCGGCGCGCGCUGGACGCCGUCGCCGCCAGGGUCGCCAGCGGCAAGGACCAGAUCGAGAACGUGGCGGCCAGCGAGGCAGCGCUGGACGCUAAGCUGGAGAGGAGACGGGCGGAGCUGCAGAGGGCGGAGAAACGACUACAUACGGUGCAGAAGAUCAAGCCAGCGUACCAGGGCGAGCUGUCGGCGUUGGAGAGCGAGCUGGAGCAGCUGUGGGACCAGUACGUGCUGCGCUACCGCUGCGUGGAGGCGCUCAAACACCAGCUCAGCGUGCUGGAGAGCGCGCAGGCCGAGGCGGCUGAGGAGCAACAGGCCGCCAUCAUGCAGCUGAUACACAAGUACGAGGCUGAAGAUGUUCUUGGAAAACUUAGCGACUCGGCAGAUGACAGUGAGUCGAGCGAGGAGGGCAAGGAUCUGAGCGAGGCGCGGCCGCGCCCGGCCACCAGGCCCAAGACCCGGCUGAGGAUCAAGACGGCAGGUGGAGGGGCGGAGGCCCGGCGCGCGUUCGGCAGCAUGGCGGCCGGCGCGCGCGACUCCCUGGACGAGAUCCGCGACGAGGACGACUCUCGCUCCGACUCCGACCUCUCCGACACGCAGAUCUAUGGCGCGUCGGAGGUGCCGUCGCGCUGGUCGCGCGCGCGCCCGCGCCCCGCCACGCGCACGCUCGCGGCCGAUGAUGAUUUCGCUGACCUCAUUGAAGGCACGGAUCUAGCGGGGGUCGGGGCGGGGUCGGCGGAGUCGCUGGGCAGCUCGUCGGAGAGCGAGCUGCGGCUGACCAGCGCGCGGCCCGGCGCCGCGCACGGCCGCGCCUCCGCGCUCAGCGACAAUGAGUUCUAGAUGCAUCACCUCUCUCUCUCUCUCUUAUGAGCUUAGUAUACUAUCGAGUCGAUUCACAGUAAGAAGCAGCAAACUAAUCAUAUUGCGGUGUGGUUGUCGUCAUGUCGCAAUGCCGCACUGUGAUUGGAUAGCUACGGCUCACUGCCAAUAAAAUUUUUGUAACGUAUACAAACUUAAAGUACUGGACCGAUUUUAAUGUAACUUGGCGCUGAGAUAGACUAGAUCUUCAUGAGUAGACAUAGGCGUAGUUAUAUCGCAAAUUAAUAUUAUAAAGUGAAAAACU
Plodia interpunctella (Indianmeal moth) is the source of this 1770-nucleotide messenger RNA. It is a transcript of the gene Cluap1, whose product is annotated as Clusterin associated protein 1. NCBI's taxonomy places the organism in Eukaryota, Metazoa, Arthropoda, Insecta, Lepidoptera, Pyralidae. Gene Ontology annotation, cellular component: intraciliary transport particle B; centrosome; cilium. Gene Ontology annotation, biological process: cilium assembly. The record is from RefSeq and is a predicted model, not a curated record. The coding region runs from base 108 to 1487 and encodes 459 amino acids. The transcript is spliced from 11 exons.